AUGCGCAUCGCCACCACCCUCUUCGCCACCUUGGCCUUGGUCGCCUCAACCGUCAUCGCUGCCCCUGAAAACAAGCACGGCCACAAGAACAACGGUCCCAUCGUCAUCAACAAGAAGGUCCUCAAGACCUCCUCCGUUCCCUUCAUCCCUCACACCGGUACCGCCCUGUUCACGAACUGGGUCGGAUUGAACGUCGACUACAAGUACAUCCAGCCCAUCUUCCAAAAGGUCAACACCACCGCCUCCCUCGGAAACGGCACCCUCAUCUCCCGCGGCGAGUCCCACAUCACCAUCAUCACCCCUCCAGAGUACGACACCAUCCUCUCCAAGGUCGGUAUGACCAUCCACGAGCUCAACGCCCUGGCCACCAAGAACAACCGUCUCCAGCGUGCCCAUUUCGAUAUCGAGUGUCUCGGACGUGUUCAGACCGUCACCCAGCCCGAUAACGUUUUCCAGCAGUCGGUUCAGUUGAUUGUCAAGAACUACAAGGAUAUCGUGGCCUACCGCACGGAUGUGUUCAAGCUGUUUGUGAAGAAGGGUGGUAACCCCGCCUUGUUUGCCGCCGAGAACUUCCAGCCCCAUAUUACCUUGGGUUUCAAGAACAGGGAUUUGUUUGUUGAGGAUGGUAUCUUCAAGGGCAAGAACGCUUGCAUCCACAAAGUCCAGCUUAAGUAA
Molecule: messenger RNA, 675 nt
Organism: Linnemannia hyalina
Lineage: Eukaryota; Fungi; Mortierellomycota; Mortierellomycetes; Mortierellales; Mortierellaceae
Source: the annotation of a GenBank genome assembly